UAUAAAAGCACUGGCUGCCCGCUUCUCACGGAGAUAAAACCGUCCCGGCGGCUCCGGUACCAGGGUCCAGCCUGUGGCAGCCCGUCCAGGCCCGGACGCUGGAUCAACACCUGUGACUUCACGUGUGCGCUCCUGCUACAUCUGUAGUCACAUCCACAGCCACCUUGGCCGAGGAAUCCACACUUAGGUUCGCAACCUAGGUGGCUACAAGUUCUCAAACCUCAUCUGUGACCCUCAACACCCUAACACCUGGGUCACACUUGUGACACUUAAAUUCCUACCUGUGACCGACACUCGGAACACUUAGAUCACUUUUGUGAAACUUGGCCACACGAUCUGUGGCUACAAGCGGAAACCACAGUGACACCCAAGGGAGUCUUACCUUAUUUGUAACACCUGACUGCUCCAGUGACUGCAACCCACCAGAGUAGCAUCUAUUUUGAUUCUCCCAGACGGCCCUUGUAGGAGCAGCAAUGGCCAUAGAGAGGGGUCCCCAGCGUGUGCUGUUCAGCGAGUGGCUGCUGGGUGAGGUCAGCAGCGGCCAGUAUGAGGGGCUGCAGUGGCUGAACGAGGCUCACACGGUCUUCCGUGUGCCCUGGAAGCAUUUCGGGCGCAAGGAUCUGGAUGAAGCCGAUGCACGCAUCUUCAAGGCCUGGGCUGUGGCCCGAGGGAGGUGGCCACCUAGUGGAUAUAACUUGCCACCCCCAGAGGCUGAGGCCGCUGAGCGAGCAGGCUGGAAAACCAACUUCCGAUGCGCACUCAACAGCACGAAGCGCUUUAUCUUGCACAAGGACAAUUCAGGAGACCCUGCUGAUCCGCACAAGGUGUACAAGCUGAGCCUGGAGUCUGGAUCUGUUGAAGGCCCCGCCAUGGAAAAUAGGGCAGAGGUGACCCUCAGCAAUGCCCUACACACACAGGUUCUGCAAUACAGCUUCCUGGAGGACCACCUACUAGAAUCUGAGUCUGGGGCAGAUCCAGUCCCACCACAGGCUCAUGGCUGGGAGCAAGAACAUGCUUCGGAGGAGCCCCAUGCAGCAUGGCAGGUGGAAGCUGCUCCUGUCCCCAGGUUUCAACAGCCAGCCCUGAUGACCGAGCGCAACCUAGGUUUCCUGAAUGUAACCAUCAUGUACAAGGGCCGCACAGUGCACCAGGAAAUAGUGGGGCACCCCAGCUGCGUGUUCCUGUAUAGCCCCAUGGGCUCGGCGAUAACCUCAGUGCCCCAGCCGGUGAUUUUCCCCAGCCCCGCUGAACUCCCAGAUCAGAAGCAGCUGCACUACACCGAGAUGAUUCUGCAGCACGUGUCUCCAGGCCUUCAGCUGGAGCUGCGUGGGCUGUCACUGUGGGCCUUGCGCAUGGGCAAGUGCAAGGUAUACUGGGAGGUGGGCAGCCCCAUGGGCUCCACGAACCCCUCCACCCAAGCCCAGCUGUUGGAGCGCAACUGCCAGACCCCCAUCUUCAACUUCAGCACCUUCUUCCAAGAGUUGGAGGAGUUCCGGGCCCGGAGGCGGCAAGGAUCACCACACUACACCAUCUACCUGGGUUUUGGACAAGAUUUGUCAGCAGGGAGGCCCAAGGAGAAGAGCUUGAUCCUGGUGAAGCUGGAGCCAUGGCUAUGCAAGGCGCGCCUGGAAGGGGUGCAGCGCGAGGGUGUGUCCUCUCUGGACAGCGGCAGUCUUGGCCUGUGCCUAUCUAGCACCAACAGUCUCUACGAUGACAUCGAGCACUUUCUCAUGGAUCUGGGUCAGUGGUAUUAGCCCAGAACCCCAACUCCCAAUAAAGAGAGGUCAGAAGCA
Messenger RNA from Psammomys obesus (fat sand rat), 1793 nucleotides. It is a transcript of the gene Irf7, whose product is annotated as interferon regulatory factor 7. Gene Ontology annotation, molecular function: DNA-binding transcription factor activity, RNA polymerase II-specific; protein binding; RNA polymerase II cis-regulatory region sequence-specific DNA binding. Gene Ontology annotation, biological process: regulation of transcription by RNA polymerase II; immune system process. The record is from RefSeq and is a predicted model, not a curated record. The transcript is spliced from 10 exons. NCBI's taxonomy places the organism in Eukaryota, Metazoa, Chordata, Mammalia, Rodentia, Muridae. Gene Ontology annotation, cellular component: nucleus. Bases 474 to 1754 code for a protein of 426 amino acids.